Molecule: messenger RNA, 1227 nt
Organism: Cyphomyrmex costatus
Lineage: Eukaryota; Metazoa; Arthropoda; Insecta; Hymenoptera; Formicidae
Gene: slx1
Product: structure-specific endonuclease subunit SLX1
Exons: 5
Biological process (GO): double-strand break repair via homologous recombination
Cellular component (GO): Slx1-Slx4 complex
Molecular function (GO): crossover junction DNA endonuclease activity; 5'-flap endonuclease activity
Source: RefSeq, a predicted model, not a curated record
UCGAUAAAUUAAAAAAAAAAAUCAGUGUAUUCGAUUAAUCGAUAGAAAUCGCCUAUCCCUAGUAGCUUUUUAUUAUUUGUGUUAAUUGUGUGUUACAUCGGUGUGUAGUAUAGAGGGAGGUCAUUUCUAUGGCAUCGUUGUGACACAUUUCCUAACCUAAUAAUCAUCAACUUUAUACUUAACAUCGAGGUUGCUGGGACAGAACGACGCUUUUUUACCAGAUUCGUUUGUUUCGGACAAAAACACUACGACUAAAAGCACAAGUUCUUUGAUUUUUAAGAGGAUGGGGUACCAAUGUGAUGUGGCAGAUUUAAAAGUGAAAAAUUAAUUGGGCAAAAAUAAUUCUACUUCUGAAUAUGGUCAAUUUUACAUAUUGUGAUAUGAUUCUACACAUAAAAAUGCUCAAUGAUGGAAACAGAGCCUGAAGUGAUAGAACAUUUUUUUGGAGUAUAUUUAUUAUAUUGUAUGAAUCGAAAAUACAAGGGAAGAACUUACAUAGGUUACACUGUAAAUCCAGAACGUAGAAUUAAGCAACAUAACACUGGUAAAAAGCAUGGUGGAGCGUGGAAAACUAGUAACAGAGGACCAUGGUAAUCCUCCAUAUGCGUUCAUGGAUUUCCUAACAGUACUUCUGCACUUAGAUUUGAAUGGGCUUGGCAACAUCCAAAUGUAAGUAGGCGACUUAAACAUAUUCCUGGGAAAAAGUCAUCACAGAAGAUGCUUGAUUUUCGAUUGAUGGUCCUAUCUGAAAUGUUAAAAAUUGGGCCUUGGUGUCGUCUACCUUUAACUGUACGAUGGUUGGAUCAUCAAUUUUCCGAGAAUUAUUACGAAUGUAUAUCUGCACCGUUACACAUGCCUAUAUGCUAUGGCAAAGUCACUAGUUGUAAAGUUAAACAAACACAAAACACAAACGAAGAUGAUAUUCUAUUACAAGAAUCUCAAUUGCCAAUGAAGAAGUCAUUGUUUUGUUCUCUUUGCGGCUUGAGUGUAAUAGAAAAAGAUUCUGUUACUUGCAUAAAACCAAAAUGCCUGUUGAUUGUUCACUUAAUUUGUUUAGCAAAAGAAUUUUGUAAAGAUAAUGUUGAUAUGAUUUUACCGAUCGAGGGCACUUGCCCUACGUGCAAAUCUAAUGUUCUCUGGGGAGAUCUUGUAAGAAAAAAGAAUGGUUGUUAUCGAAAUUUUGAAGAAAUUGAUACUGUUUCUUUCCCCAAUGAUAACGACAUUUAG